Messenger RNA from Vigna angularis (adzuki bean), 2383 nucleotides. Its product is annotated as protein SLENDER RICE1-LIKE 1. The transcript has a single exon. Gene Ontology annotation, molecular function: sequence-specific DNA binding; DNA-binding transcription factor activity. NCBI's taxonomy places the organism in Eukaryota, Viridiplantae, Streptophyta, Magnoliopsida, Fabales, Fabaceae. The record is from RefSeq and is a predicted model, not a curated record. Gene Ontology annotation, biological process: regulation of DNA-templated transcription. The coding region runs from base 785 to 2257 and encodes 490 amino acids. Gene Ontology annotation, cellular component: nucleus.
AUUUUAUAGUAAAUAAAUUUAUUACAAAUAAAUAUUACAUUAUACAAAAGACUGUGUAUUAAAUUUGUAUACUUCUAAAAUAAAGAUAGCACUUAAAAAACUACAAAAAUACAAAAUCUAAUAUAAAGCUUCUUAAAAUAAAUACAGGGAAUCCAAUUUUAAAGUGUAAAGUGAUGGAAAUGAAUCUAGAGUUAUACCCGGUUAGCAAGCAUGGGAGCUUGGUAAUGAUAAAAGGGUAUCAGCUGUUUAUGUUGGCCUGAAUAACCCACCCAAAUCCAAAGACGAGAGUGGGAAGAGCAGAGCAGAGCAUGUAGGGCAGGUUGGCACCUUUAGGGUACUAAAAAUCGAGGGCACGUUACCGCGACAUUAGGGGUACCUUUUAAAAAAGGGCAGAAAUUAUAUUAGCAGUGGUAUCUAUCAAUUUGAUGCAUUAGUACCGCGGAUAGCUACUCAACACAAACUAGUAACGCAUCAUCCUCAUACAUUAUACAAGGCAGCUUCUCCGUCAAUUUCCUCACACAUCCCUUUCUCGCUUUCUCUUUCACUCUCUCUUUCUCUCUCUCUCUCUCUCUCUCUCUCUCUCUCUCUCUCUCUCUCUCUCUCUCUCUCUCUCUUUCUUUCUCUCUCUCUUAUUUUCCCUCCCUCUUUUUCAUCACUCACUUUUCACUCUCCUCCUCACUGAAUAACUUAAAUCUCUCCCCCAUGUCAACAAAACCUGAUUCACUCAGUACCAAAUUGAGUUUUUAAUUAAUUAAAUUCCUUUGCUUUGCUUUCAUCUUUCAAAAUGAACGGCAGUUCCAGCGAAAGCAAGACAAGGGACAUGGACGGGCAGCUGGCGGGGCUGGGCUACAAAGUCCGCUCAUCUGAGCUCUGUCAAGUGGCUGAGAAUAUGGAACGUUUAGAGAACGCCAUCAACACUGUCAACUCAUCCAGGGACAUUUCUCAAGUAGUCUCCGACGCACUCCUCUACGAUCCCUCCAACAUAGGUUUAGGUUCCUGGGUCGACACGCUUCUCUCCGAGCUCGACCAAACCGUCUCGUUGCCCUACGAUCUAUCUUCGGACCUACCCGAUUUGCCCACGGAUCCAAAUCGCCAACUGGGGAUGGUAACCACCGUCGAAGAAGACUCCGGGAUAAGACUCGUUCACACGCUCAUCACGUGUGCGGAUUCCGUGCAACGUGGCGACCUCGCAUUCGCGGGCUCCCUCAUCGAGAGCAUGCAGGCACUGCUGGCUCACGUGAACACCUCCUGCGGCAUCGGGAAGGUCGCCGGCUACUUCAUCGACGCCUUACGCCGCCGAAUCUCGUCUCCGCAAAGCGCAGCGUUUCCAACCUCCCCCUACGAGAACGAAGUUCUCUACCACCACUACUACGAGGCCUGCCCCUACCUAAAGUUCGCGCACUUCACUGCGAACCAGGCGAUCCUUGAAGCGUUCAACGGCCACGACUGCGUCCACGUCAUCGAUUUCAACCUGAUGCAGGGGCUCCAGUGGCCGGCUCUCAUACAAGCGCUAGCACUCCGCCCGGGAGGUCCGCCGUCGCUGAGGCUGACCGGCGUGGGACCUCCCUCGCCGGACGAGCGAGACACACUACGCGAGAUCGGCGCGCGACUGGCGGAGCUGGCGCACUCGGUGAACGUGCGGUUCACGUUCCGCGGAGUGGCAGCGUGGCGGCUGGAGGACGUGAAGCCGUGGAUGCUGCAGGUGAGUCCGAAGGAGGCGGUGGCAGUGAACUCGAUCAUGCAGCUACACCGCGUGCUUGGUUCGGGAAUCGAUACGGUUCUCGGCUGGAUCCGAAGUCUAAACCCAAAGAUCGUGACGGUUGUGGAGCAGGAAGCGAACCACAACGGGGAAGGGUUUCUGGAGCGGUUCACCGAAGCUCUGCACUACUACUCCACCGUCUUCGACUCGCUGGAAGCAUGUUCGGUGGAGCCGGACAAGGGUCUCGCCGAGAUGUACCUGCAGAGGGAGAUUUGCAACGUGGUGUGCUGUGAGGGACCGGCGCGACUGGAGCGGCACGAGCCGCUGGCGAAAUGGAGGGAGCGGCUGGGCAGAGCCGGAUUCAGGCCCUUGCAUUUGGGCUCGAACGCUUACAAACAAGCGAGCAUGUUGUUGACUCUGUUCUCAGCCGAGGGUUACUGCGUGGAAGAGAAUCAAGGGUGUUUGACUCUGGGUUGGCAUAGCCGGCCCCUGAUUGCGGCUUCAGCUUGGCAAGCCGCGCCGCUAAGAGAGGGUGAAACGGUGCGUUUCCAGCGCUGAUGAUGAGGAGAGGAUGUAACAGAAAAGAGUUGUUUAUUUAUUCUAGUUACUACUACUAGUAAACACAAAAGAGUGGUGAAAAUAAUGUAUAUUUUUGUAUUUUUCUUUCAUUUUCCCAUUUUCCCA